Molecule: messenger RNA, 1941 nt
Organism: Gastrolobium bilobum
Lineage: Eukaryota; Viridiplantae; Streptophyta; Magnoliopsida; Fabales; Fabaceae
Product: cold-responsive protein kinase 1-like
Exons: 8
Coding region: 1-1941 (646 amino acids)
Biological process (GO): protein phosphorylation
Molecular function (GO): ATP binding; protein kinase activity
Source: RefSeq, a predicted model, not a curated record
AUGCUACAACUUAAGUUCUUGGUCUUAACCUUGAUAUGGUGCUGGUCAUGGUGUAACAUUGAUCAUCAUGGUACAGUUGCAGACCCACAAACUCUAUUACUCAACAAUGGUUGUAGCACAUACAACACAACCAACUUGCCCAAUUUCUUUGCCAAUAUCAACGCAACGUUUUCAGAGCUGAGAUCACAAGUUAGCAAUGAAAGCAACCACUUUGCAACAACAAAGCAAGUCAAGGGAGAUGUCCUUGUAUAUGCUAUGUUUCAAUGCAGGAAUUACCUCUCCAUGGCUGACUGUCUUGCAUGCUUCACCACCGCCUCUGCCCAAAUCCGCCACUGCUCCGCCGCCGGCGCCAAUGGUGCUCGUGUCAUCUAUGAUGGCUGCUUCCUCAGGUAUGAGAGUGGCGGGUUCUUUGAUCAGACCACUGAACCAGGAAAUGGUGCAUUAUGUGGGAAUCAAACUGCAAAUGAGAGAACUGCUUUUAGUGCAGCUGGACAACAAGUGCUAAUGAACCUUCAAAUAGCAACACCCAGAAUUCAAGGUUUUUUUGCAGCUACUAAGACACUGGUUUCUGGUGGUGCAAUUUAUGCCAUUGCACAAUGUGUUGAAACUAUCACUGAGAGUGGUUGUCUUGAUUGCUUGAAAGUUGGAUACAACAACAUACAGAGUUGUCUUCCCAAUACUGAUGGUAGAGCAUAUGAUGCUGGCUGUUUUAUGAGAUACUCUGAGACACCCUUCUUUGCUGAUAACCAGACCAUUGAUAUAAGUCCCUUCUUAAAACAAGGUUCAAGCAAGAAGUGGGGCAUUAUUGGUGGUGGUGUUGGAGGUGCAGUCCUUGUUGUGAUCCUCCUUGCAGUGUUUGCCUGGCUUAGAAUAUCCAAAAAACCCAAGAGAGUUCCUAGAGGUAACAUAUUGGGAGCAACUGAGUUGAAAGGUCCAGUCAACUACAAGUAUAAUGAUUUGAAAGCUGCAACCAAAAAUUUCAGCGACCAAAAUAAACUAGGAGAAGGAGGCUUUGGCGACGUAUAUAAGGGUACGUUGAAAAAUGGGAAAGUUGUUGCAGUCAAAAAAUUACUUUUAGGCAAAUCCAUGGAGGAUGAUUUUGAAAGUGAAGUAAAGCUUAUAAGCAAUGUUCAUCAUAUAAAUGUGGUUCGGCUUCUUGGUUGUUGCAUUAAAGGCCAAGAGAGAAUCCUUGUUUAUGAAUACAUGUCAAACAGCAGCCUUGACAGAUUCUUAUUUGGUGACAAAAAGGGUUCCCUCAAGUGGAAACAACGCUAUGAUAUAAUUUUAGGAAUAGCAAGGGGACUUGCCUAUCUACAUGAGGAAUUUCAUGUUUCUAUCAUACAUAGAGAUAUAAAGAGUGACAAUAUUCUCUUGGAUGAUGAACUUCAGCCCAAAAUUUCUGAUUUUGGGUUGGCAAGGCUUCUACCAGGGGAUCAAUCUCAUCUUAACACAAGAUUUGCAGGAACAUUGGGAUACACAGCACCUGAGUAUGCAAUCCAUGGUCAAUUAUCAGAAAAGGCUGAUACCUACAGCUAUGGUAUUGUAGUCCUAGAAAUCAUAAGUGGUCAAAAGAGUACUGAAGUGAAGGUUGAUGAUGGUGGUCAUGAAUACCUUCUUCAAAUAGCAUGGAAAAUGUAUGAGAAAGGCAGGCACAUGGAGUUGGUGGACGAAAGAUUAGACCCUAAUGACUAUAAUGUAGAAGAAGUGAAGAAUAUCACAGAGAUUGCUUUGCUUUGCACUCAAGCAUCAGCAGCUGCAAGGCCAACAUUGUCUGAAGUAGUAGUGCUUCUCAAAAGCAAGAGCUUACUUGAACAUAUGAGACCUUCAAUGCCUGUAUUUGUGAAUUCGAAUUUAAGGUCCAGGAGAGAAGAUAUUUCUGCCACAACUGGUUCCUCUACAUCUAAUGCUACUGCCUCCACUUCUAUGGCAUCAGCUAGAUGA